AGCCAACUGCUUCUUGCGCUUGAUAAUUCAUGUGGAAAUAUUAAGCCAUAUUGUUCCCUCUUUAGAAAGCAGAGAGAUAAAGCAACAUCUUUAUCUUCUCCUUCUUGCCUUCCUUCUUCGUCUUCCUGACCAAUGGAUCAGAAGGCAACGGAAAUCUUUCUAGAAAUGAACAUGAAGAGAAACUGGGCUGUUAAGGAAGGUGGCGAUGAUGAUGAUAUUUGUGAAUCAUCAUCCAUUGGAUCCGUCUCAGAAGAUUCAACAACGGGUUCUGGUUCGGUGUGUUCAUCUUCUUCAUCAGAACUGACGGAGGAGGCAUCCUCUUCGUCAAAUUAUCUGUCAACCUCAGCUUCAUCAUCACAUUCAAAUGGGCCUUUAUAUGAAAUAUCAGAGCUCAUGACUCACCUUCCAAUCAAGAGAGGGCUAUCAAUGUUUUAUCAAGGGAAGGCUCAGUCUUUCACGUCCUUAGAUAGGGUACAGAGCUUAGAAGAUCUUCCUAAGAAAUGCACACCUUACAAAAAGAAGAUCAAGUCAUGUAAAAGUUAUGGAGGUGGUUUGGAUUGCAACAAAAUUAUAUCACCAAAGGCUACAAUAUCAAAGAGAUCAGCUUCAAGAGGAUCUUUUGCAUCUUCUCUUACAAAUAGAAGAGGGAGUUUCCUGGGAAUGCACAAAAAAACUCAUAAUAUCCCAACCAGUUAGAGGUUUGCGGCAUAGAAUCCAGAAAACUCGGAUUGUUUUUUUCCACAGUGAAAUGUUGAGCUGUCCAUUACCCCCCCCCCUUCUGAGAGAUCCUUUUGUCAUGAAAUCCUCCAUUUGAUAUUCUCACACCUUCAUGAUCUCUCUCUCUCUCUCUACAUAUAUAUAUAUAUAUAUAUAAUUCUUUGAA
Molecule: messenger RNA, 883 nt
Organism: Prosopis cineraria
Lineage: Eukaryota; Viridiplantae; Streptophyta; Magnoliopsida; Fabales; Fabaceae
Product: protein OXIDATIVE STRESS 3-like
Exons: 2
Coding region: 133-696 (187 amino acids)
Source: RefSeq, a predicted model, not a curated record